AUGAGUGACAGUGACGAUAGUGUUGAACCAACUGCUGGGGAUGCUGAAAAUGUGGAAGAUAUAGAUUUUCAGAUGGCAUUUGUUAUUUUGCUAGAGGAUUUUAAAAUACUUUUUGACAAGCGGCAAACUCCAGCAAUCAAAUCAGAAAAAGAUAAAGCAGCUAAAUCACUCGCAGAAGCGUAUACCAAGAAUACCAAAGAAGUAAUGACUGUUAAACAGGUUAUGAAAAAAUUGAACAAUGUGAAAACCAAAGUUAAAGAAGCCACAGACCUUAAAAAGACGGGUAAUAAGAAAAUUGUACUCACGGAUUGGCAAAAUAAAUUUUAUGCUAAUUGGAAUAACGAGGAAGUUCAGGGAGCGAAUCCUGUACUGAAAAAAGCACCAGGUGCAGUAACAUCCGGCUAUUCCAUGCCAUUAACUAGCAAAUCAAGUACUUCAACAUUAUUGUCGCCUCCUGAAAAGAAGAAAAAAUUAGAAAUAACUAAAAUCAAAGAACCAGAAGAGUUUCAAGGAUAUUCUUUGCAGCACUUGCAAAGAAUGUGCUUAAUUCAACAAAUUCAGGCCGCUCGUGCUCAAGAAAGUGCUGCUAUUCAAAUAAAGGAAUAUUAUCAGUUGAAGAUCAAUCAAGACUCAAUAGUACUUUAUACUGAACCUUUUUCUGAUGUUAAUAAUAAUGACGACUGA
Messenger RNA from Brassicogethes aeneus, 684 nucleotides. The record is from the annotation of a GenBank genome assembly. NCBI's taxonomy places the organism in Eukaryota, Metazoa, Arthropoda, Insecta, Coleoptera, Nitidulidae.